AUGAAAAGAAUAGUUAAUAAUCCUAUAUUUGUACCACAACCAAAAACCUUGAGUAAACUAGCUUUUACAACUGUAGGAUUAACAUGUAAAGCUUGGUCAAGUUUAAAUCUAUGGAAGAUACAUGGUCAAAAGCAUUUUGAAUCAGUGAUGAACAAAAGAAUAGUUGAUAUGAACAAAUGUAUCACUUUUGACAAUACAUUCAAAUCAUCUGAUAUUGAUCAACUAAUAUCAAAUGGAAUCAUUGGAAAUAAUAAUAAUAAUAAUAUUAAUAGUAAUGUUGUACAAAUACCACCUUUACUUCCAAGACCACUUGUAACAAUAUCAAAUCAUAUGUGUAAUUUAGAUGACCCUAUUUUAUGGGGUCGAUUAUUACCCUUUGAUACAUUAUGCAAUCCAAUUCAUAUGCGUUGGACUUUGGCCGCUUCAAAUAUUCUCUUUACAAAUCCAAUUUAUUCAAAAAUAUUUACUCUUGGUAAAUGUAUUAAAACAAUUAGAGGAGAUGGAGUAUUUCAAGAUGCAAUUGAUAUUGGUAUUGAAAAAUUGGAAAAUGGUCAAUGGGUACAUUUGUUUCCAGAGGCAAAGGUAAAUCAAUCAGAUGAAUUGUUAAGAUUUAAAUGGGGUAUUGGUAGAAUGAUAGCAGAGUCAAAGGUAUCACCUUUGAUUUUACCAAUAUAUCACACUGGGUUGGAUAAAUCCAUGCCAUUGGGUAAACUACCUAUUCCACGUGUAUUUAAAAGUAUUGAUAUUACCAUUGGUAAACCUUUUACAUGUGACCAUCUUUUAAAUACCGAGAUUGACCAACAAACUAAACAACAACUAUUAGAUAAUAUGACAUUACCCUAUCGACAAGACCCAAGAUAUUUAAGAUACAAAUUAAUUACAGAUCAUAUUGAAUCAAAAUUUAAACAAUUAUUAGAUUUUUCUAAAACUUUAAAAUAA
This is a messenger RNA of Cavenderia fasciculata, 939 nucleotides long. RefSeq names its product tafazzin family protein (gene taz). The record is from RefSeq and is a predicted model, not a curated record. Gene Ontology annotation, cellular component: mitochondrial membrane. The transcript has 3 exons. Gene Ontology annotation, biological process: cardiolipin acyl-chain remodeling; inner mitochondrial membrane organization. Lineage: Eukaryota; Evosea; Eumycetozoa; Acytosteliales; Cavenderiaceae. Bases 1 to 939 code for a protein of 312 amino acids. Gene Ontology annotation, molecular function: 1-acylglycerophosphocholine O-acyltransferase activity.